AUGAGCUUAUCUUGGCAUAUUUUAUCCAAUGGACUUCAAGAAAUAUAUUUUGCCCUAUCCUCGAAAUAUGGCGAACAGCAUGGCGCUAAAUUCAGGUGCCAGUGUCUGGGUGCCAUACAAAGAACUUUACACGCUGGUACAUACUGCCAUAACACGCAAGCAAUCUGAUGCCAUCCAUGAUUUGGAAGUUGCACUCAGGAGACAUAAACCAAACUUUAUAAACCUCUUGCAGAGCUCAGCAAAGGACAGCGCACAGCGAGAGACUGUGAAGAAGGCCACAACUGAGGGUAUCACUAUACAGGGCCAGCAGGGAACACAGACACUGUCUCAACAGUUCAUAGAUGAAGCCAUCAUUCUUAGCGAUCUUUUUAACCUCAAUGAAUAUGCAGCAGUAGAACUGCUAAUGGCUGGUGAAAAUCAGCUGCCCAACUUUCCUGGUCUCACUCGUGGACUUGUUGCUGUCAUUUUGUAUUAUGAUGGCCGGCGUAACAUGGUCAGCUGUCUGAGGACACUUAUUCAGGCCAGGACAGGCAGGACAUGGACCCUGGACUUGCCCACAGAUUUAGAAAACCUGGUCAUGAAGUUCACAGACCAAAUAAUGGAAGAAGGACUGACCAACAAAAUUUUGAGUCUUAUCACCGAGAUGGAUAUAACAAAAGAGAUGGACAAAUUACAAAGAGAAAGAGCACUGGGAAAUGCCAAGCACAAAAAACAGGUGACAGAUCUGUAUAAAGAAACCCAGUUGCUGUUGGCUGAAUGUUUGUAUUGCUGGGCAGGACAAGCACCACUACCAAAACAAGACACCUCUCAGCUUCUGGACCACUUGAAGAGAGAUAACAGGACAAAUCCAGAUGGUACAAUUGACAGUGUUACCAUGGCAUUGUUAAUGGCACUGUUGUACUGCAUUGAUGUCAGUGUAUUAGAUAGAGAGAAUUCUGAAGAUGUGUCUUCAGAGCUCCCAGUGUUCACUGAUGAUACAUAUGUGACCACUUUACACCAGGACAUAAUGUCUGAUCAGGCGUGGGAGAAUCCUGGUCUAAAGGCUGUGGUCCAGUUUGCCUGGGCACAAACACUGAGAAAACUCUCACAGCAGACCAAUGGACAAGCUUGGAGUGAGUGUUGUGAAAAUGAUGAAUAUGUAGUUGACAUGGCUGUGGACAACAAUGUUUUCUUUUUCCUUUGUGACUCUGUCAUUGGAUCAGCUAACUUUCACAGUGAGGAGUUUUACUUGCGGAGAAUCCACGGCCUGGUCACAGACUUUAUUAUCCAGAUGCCAUUGAAGGUGAAGGAGUUGCGAAAUCGUGGAGAUGAAACUGCACGUAUUAUCAUGGCCCAUGUUCUUGAAGGCGUGGAACCUCCAUCUGGAAUAAAGAGGGAUUUUGAACAUCUCAUGCGAUUGAUUGCAGACCUGUAUGUGAAGGACCCCCUGAACCUAGAGCUGGCUCUAGAAUACUGGUGCCCACCAGAGCCAGUCCAGACAGGUGCUAGCUUCUCCAGUGUAUAUCACUACCGUCCUCCACAGAGACAAAUCAGCCUAUUCAAGUUUGUUCGUCUAGCUGGUGAUCUCCUCCCUGCCUCUCUGUAUAUCCCUUACAUAAAUAUGUUGACUGGACUGGCCAAUGGACCCCAGUGUGCUCACCACUGCUUCAAUCUCCUCAAAAGCAAUGCUAUGGGAGGCGGCCAUGCCAGCACUGUAUCAUGGGACCAUUUUUUCCUGUCACUGAACCAAUAUUACAGCAGCCUACGCCAGGAGGUGGUGACAUCUGUAGAAACGUCACAUAUUCCCAAGCCUAUACCCAGGAACAUUACACAGCAAGAACUGGAAGGACUAAUAGCAGUACUGCAGCUUACUAGACAAGUAGCAGACCAGGAUGAAAGUUCCAGAGUCUCCCUGGUGGAGAACCCACAGUGGCUGCCAGUGGUGAUAAUGUUUGGAUUGGUUGGCUGUGCCAUCCCUCCCACUCUGAAGGCUGAACUCCUCCUCACUCUCUCAGCAUUUGGUAAAACAGCAGAAAUUGCAGCCAGUCUGUGGCAGUCCUUAGAGGUUUCACAGAUAUUACCUACUCAUGGUCAGCCAGGAGGGUUAAAGGUUGAGCUGGAUGAAGUAGAGUCCAGGAAUGAAGAGUUCCCCAUGGUACGUGCCUUCCUUGACCUGCUGGGUACCCUGACAGAUAUCCCAGUACCUGCAGGACUGGGGGCAGGCUACAGGGCUCCAGGCUUUGAACCGUACCUGGAAUUCGUAAGGGAUGAUGUGUUUCAUAAAUUUACUACCAGAGCAUAUAGGAAUGCUGGAGAGAAGUGGGAUGUAUCAGCAGCCACCCUUGAAGUCCUUUACAAACUUCUGAAGGACCAUGAGGUCAGAGCUGACCACUUCCUUGACCACCAUGUGGAGGUUCAGGGUGGAGGAACAGUGCCUGCAGCCAAGCCUCCAGGACACAGCCUGCUAGUGCACAUGCUGAAUGAUGGGGCUUUUCUAAGAAUGAUAUUGUACAUCACAGAUGAAGCCAACAGGUUACUUGGAAUGUACACCCCAUUCCCAGGUAAAGAGAGUCUAGAGAGAACUGCAUUGUUGUGCCUCAAAAUGAUGGAGUCCACCCUGGAGAAGCAGUCCCAGUUCUUUGAUGUCCUGAGGGACAGUGGUACCUCCCUGAUUGUGUCUCCAUUAGAUAAGUUACUGAUGGGAAUCAACCCAAGGAGUGGUGUGGCUGACCAUCUGGUCAAUGUUACCAAGUUUGUUACAUACAAGAAUUUCCUGCCUGAACACUCUCUGUCAGCAGUGAAGAUUUUGUGUUGGGUGUGCCAGUCAGCUCUAGUGCAGCCAGAACUUGUGGGCAUGUUUACUGCUCAGCAGUCUGUAUCCAGAGACCUGCUUCAUGGCUUUGUGGAAUGCCUAGACUCAGAUGAUAUUGAAGAAAAAGAUGAAGGCCAGGAAGAACAAGAUGGUGAUCUUUCCAGCUCACAGAUAAGAAAUGCCAUUCGUCAGAAUAUCCUGAGAUUGUUAGUGAAUGCCUUAGACCAGCCAGCACCUAAUAUAACUCACUUUCUCCUGGGCUUUGACCUGAGAAAACAAGUGGCUAAAUCUAAUUUACAGGAUCCUGGUGUGCUUGACUCCCCCAGAACCUGUCUUCACUCAGUCCUGGACUUCUUAGACAAGGGUGUCGGCAGCCGCCAGGGUCCUGCCUGUGUUCAGGAAGCCCCAUACCUGGCAGUGCUUGCCUACCAACUGAUCUACUGUCUGUGUGCUAACAGGGAGACCUCCAGCCCCACCAUGAGGUACCUACGCACCAGCAAGGACUUCCUCUACAGACAUGUGCAGCAUUUACCCUUCAAGGUGGACACUCAGGGUCAAUUGGGGGCUGACAUGUUAGUGUUAGGACAGUUGUCUUGGUUACUGAAAUCUGUGGCCUUGGAGCUGAAGAUGACCUCUGCAAACAGACAGAGGUCCAACACACAGAGAUUGCUGAAUCUUUUAUUAGAUGAUACCCCUGCUGUAACAGGCUUGCGGACAGAUGUUGGCUAUGAUACUGACUACAGUCAAUAUGAACUGGACAGGAGUGGACUGAACACCACAGAAUGGGGCCAGAACCAGACUUAUGUAGGGAGUCAGACUAGAAGAAAAAUACUGCAGAUAUUAGAUGUGGUGGAUUUCAGUCAGCUCUUCCCAAUACCUUUACAAUUUGAGUACUUUGAUCCAAGUGUUAUCGAACAGGUAAUCAACAGCUGUGAGCAGAAGAAUGACCAAGGUUUGAUGUACUGUAAUGUGAAGAUGUUACACCAGAUCCUGAUAGCUGAAGUGAACAACAACCUGCAGGGACCAGCGGCUGCAGGACAGAGACCUUUAGUACUACAGGAAGUAGAGGCUGUUCUUGCUCACAUAGUUCAGAGGAAUGCUGUACGGGAAUGUUUGCACUCUAAGCGAAGUGCAUUUGAAGCUUGGAGACAGGUGGUAGAGGUGAUCCUGACAGCCUGUCCUGAGGAUCUUCUGCAAGGGGAAGCCAGGCAGACAGUGCUUUUUGAGCUGUUACAGGACCUCUUUCUCAAAAUUUCUGAUGAAGAUGCUUUCCAAGAACUGACAAAUCCAGUAGCAGCUGUCAUUCUGACUCUACUGGCCAACCUAAGACACUGUUUUCUUAGUGAUCAGAGUGACAUGGCUCAGCUUGAGAACCUCUCCCAUUAUGUCACCAUGUUGGAUGGGUCCCAGGCUGCUCCUCCUGUCCCACAAGGUGGCAGCACCUUCACCCAGCAAGGAGGAGCCAGAACCCUGUUUGCUUCAUCUCUUCAGGCUGUUUUGAAGGGACUAGUAGAACACAUACUUAGAACAAGUUCUGGCUCUCAGCGAGUGCGUUCCAACCUGUAUGGUGCUUUGCUGUACUAUUUGCAAAUAGCACAGAAGCCUAAACCACUGGCAACUCUGGAAACUGUGACUAAACAAAAAGGUGUUGGUAGCAGCCUGGCAUCUAGAGACAGUGAGUAUGAGAAGCUGACCAAAGAGAACCUACAUACUAUUCUCAGCUAUGGAGAGAACUUCAUGGAAAUCAUAUGUAGAGAUGCUUGUGAUGGGCAUGAUGUUGGCAGGAUGCUGUCUCUUGCCUGCAUAGAUGCAGUGGUGGCAAUAGACAGGCAGCAGGCAUGGCUGUCCUACAUGUCAUCAAAAGGUUACGUCCUCCACAUAGUAGAGAGCAUGGUGGAGAAUGAUGAGGUGCUGCAGAGCAUGCUCAGUCCAAACCCAGAGCCACUUAGAGCAUUGUAUAUUUAUGAAUCAAAAAUGGGGUUGCUCACAAGAUUAGCUGAAUCUGCCACUGGAGCUCAGACUUUGUUACAGUGUGGAAUCAUGAGCAGGCUGGCAGAGUGCAAUUUCUUUGAUCUAAGACCAGAGAUGGAAGGUCCUCCCAGAUUUCAUCAAGAACAGAGCUUUAUCCCCAGCAUACUGAUGCGAUACAGACAACUCUUGCUUCCUGCACUAAAACUUUGCCUGGCAGUCAUGACUUCACUAGGGAUAGAAAACAAGAAGGCAGCCAACCAAGUGUUGCAGUUUGUUAUUGCCCACGCAGAUGUCUUCAACACCAUCCUUAGAGACAAGCAGUCUGAGCUGAAUCUGGCAGCCCUUGAAGAGCUUUCCUUGACAUCUGCAGUGAUCAGUCGGGCAGCUGCAGAAGGAGACUUGGAGACUGACUUUAUCCAAGGGGAUACAACCUUUAUAGAGUUCAGGGGUCACUUAUCCCGCAUACAGCGCCAGCUCAUAGCUCUCCUACCAAAGUAUUGUCUGACAGAAAGUCUGCAGCGCCAAAUACGCAGUCUGGAGCCCCAGGCAAUGGAAGAUGGACGAGAUAUGAAGUCAGAGGUGCAGGUGCAUCUGCAGGAGAUAGCAGCCAAUAUUGUGGCAUUUUGUAGAGCAAUCAUCUCAAAGUCAGGGAGUGCACCCCCCUAUAUCCAAGUUUUGUUUGCUCCAAAUUUAAUUGAAGCCACUGCCAGGGACACCAUGGAAGAUCUACACACCAGUGUGAUGAGUACAUCACGUCCUCCAAACCUUGGUCUUAUAGUGUACCAGUUAAGACAGUGUGCCAACAGUUUUAUGUCAGUAUGGGACACGCAUAAACAGUACAUGAGAAAACUUGCCAAUGUACUGGAUCUUGGUGCUGAAGAACUGAAAGAGCUGUCUGUUGGAAUGUCCAGUGAGAGAAUAUCUACUCAACAAAGACAGCAGCUGGCUAGGAAGAAACUAAUGCAGCUUCUUAAUUACAAAGCACAGGAAUUGCAACACUAUUCUUAUACCAUAGAGAACUGUUUGUUCAUCUUGUGGCGCCAUCUAGAAUAUUAUCUUGUUCACUGUGUUCCUGCUGACCAGGGCCAGACACUAUUCCAGCUACAUGCUAAAAAACAUGCAAUGCGAAGAUUACAAGAAAAUUCUGUAGCUGGAGAGGACCAAGUUGAGGACUCUUCCCUGGACACCAGUCGUCACUCCGGUGUGAGUCAGGAGGACCUCCAGCACCUCAGGGCUAACGCUGGGGCCUGUAUCAAUGAGACCUUGUUUAGGAAACUACAAGAAAUUGAGCAGUGUUAUGCCAAGUCAAGAACGAGAUAUGGAUUUAUUGAAGCACUGAUAAGGAGGCUAAAGCGACUACUUAAACUUCAUACAUCAAGUGAAUAGCACCAACAGAGAGUGAAUAAUUUAUCAGAGAGGAAUGUAUGGCAUCACUUCAGACGGGAUUGAAAAUCAUUUUCAACUUAUCCAAAGAACAGUAUCCAGGGAUGGACUUAAAGGCCAACACAUAGAACUGAUGUAUAUUUAGCUGAAUAAUAAUAAAAUUUAUCGAGACUAAAUAAAACUAAAUAGUCUCAAUGGAGCCAUUUUUGUAGGGAAAACUGCAUGACAGAGAUGUUAUUGUACUUCAAACUUGUGAAAAAUUCUGAAAAUGUUAAUGAAAUUUAUGUUUGUAUAUUUUUCUUAUCAUGCAGCAAUAAAUAAGGUGUAAGGA
Molecule: messenger RNA, 6476 nt
Organism: Lingula anatina
Lineage: Eukaryota; Metazoa; Brachiopoda; Lingulata; Lingulida; Lingulidae
Product: nuclear pore complex protein Nup205
Biological process (GO): nuclear pore organization
Cellular component (GO): nuclear pore; nuclear pore inner ring
Molecular function (GO): structural constituent of nuclear pore
Source: RefSeq, a predicted model, not a curated record